AUGGGAAGAUUUGGUGCCAGUUAUUAUCCCUUUCAAAUGAUGGGAAACCCAUCAGGAGAUGAUGACAGUGGCAUCAGCAGUUCCAAGGCCAAGAAGAAGAAGGUUGUCAUUGUUGGGGCAGGUAUUGGAGGACUUGCUACUGCCGCCCGAAUCAAAGCGUCGACUUUUCUUAAUGAUUGUGAGGUUACCAUUGUGGAAAAGAAUGCCGAGAUUGGAGGCCGUUGUGGGUCAUUUUCACAUACUUUGGAAGGAAUUGGCACCUUUCGACACGAAAAGGGUCCCAGUUUGCUCUUGCUUCCAGAUAUCUAUCAUGAAAUCUUUAAAUAUUGUUCCAAGAGUGGCGAUAAAGUAGCCAACGACUAUGGCCUGAAAAUGGCACAGUGCGUUCCCGCAUACCAAGUAGUCUUUGAGGAUGGUAGCAAGCUUAAUGUUGGAUUUCCACGGCAACCAGGCAGUGAGAUGACUUUGGAGGAACUCGAGUCACGAAGGAUCAUGGAUUCCUUUGAACAAGGUGGAUCGAUGAAAUGGGAUGACUACAUGAGGGCGACGAGCGCCUUUUUGGAUUGUGGCCUGCCCAACUUUAUCGAACAACGGUUUGAUCUUGCAUCCUUUCCCAGUUUCAUUCAAGAAGCCUUGCGAGAUUUUGGCAAAGCAUGGCCAUUGAAACCACACUCGGAGGUUUUAGAUGCCAUCUUUGAGUCGGAAAAGUUAAAGGCGCUGGCAUCUUUUCAAGACUUGUAUGUUGGCUUGGAACCAUAUCGAAACAGCGCCAAAGUUGGAGGUGGUGUAUUCCAAUCGACUGCUCCGGCAGUAUUCGGCUUGCUAGCUGCCAUUGAGUUGCACCCUAGCAACAGAAAAUCUGGAGUCUUUGCACCAGUAGGCGGUUUUCGCACGGUUUCACAAGCCUUGGGAGAAUUGGGCAAAGAGUUGGGUACAACGGUGAAACUAGAUACAAUGGUCACAUCGAUUGAAGAAGAUGGUGUCUACAUCCAGCACAAUGAUGAUAAGGAUGGUGUGGAAUUUCUUCCAGCCGAUUUGAUUGUGUGCAAUGCGGACCUUCCAUAUGCCACCAAGAGUCUAUUGGAUCGACCCAAGAGUGCCUCCAUGAAAACUGGUAUUUUUGAUUGGGACCAUCAAUUUUCUUUUAGCAGUGGUGUCAUUGCCUUUCAUUGGUGUACCAAUCGUCGCUGUGACGAUUUGAACACUCACAAUGUAUUCCUAAUUGCUGGAUCCAGGCCUCAAGCAGAACUCAGCUGGAAGACUCUCCGCACGAAUGAUAAUGAAGAUGUCGACGAAACCACACCCUUCAACUUUUAUGUUCAUCGAGCGAGUGAUACCGAUCCUUCUGCUGCACCUGAUGGAUACGAUUCCAUCAUGGUCUUGGUACCCUGUCGGACGUUGUUGCGAGAUGCAGAUUGUGCCAAAUUACCGCGAGACGAAGCAAUGCAAAAGUACCAGGAACAGUUCUCGGAAGAAGUGAUCGCCAAAGCACGAAAGGCUGUCUUUCAGAGAUUAUCAGUAUUUGAAUCUCUAAAGGAUUUGGAACAAGACAUUUUAGACGAAGUGGUGGAUACUCCGGCUACCUGGGCGGAUCAGUUUCACGUAGGCGCCGGAACUCCUUUUGCAUUAAGCCAUGGAUUUGCCCAGUUGAGUUUGACGAGACCAGGAGCUGGCUACUCCAAAGACAACAAGUCACCGAAUCUACUGUAUUGUGGUGCUAGUAGUCGACCUGGAAAUGGAGUUCCAUUGGUAUUGAUUGGUGCCAAACAAGUGGCGGAGAAAGCCAUUGCAAAGCUUGCGCAAGAUGAAGAUAGAUGA
This is a messenger RNA of Cylindrotheca closterium, 1818 nucleotides long. Lineage: Eukaryota; Bacillariophyta; Bacillariophyceae; Bacillariales; Bacillariaceae. The record is from the annotation of a GenBank genome assembly.